GAAUCUGUCAGGAGAUGAAUUUCUUCGUCCCCCCCCCUGCGCUGAGAAAAAAACACCAGUCUAACAUGGAAGAGGAAUAAAAGCUCUAUGGGACACAUGUUGGGACGACUGGCUUCCUCCUGGCCCAUGUUGGUACCGGUGCUAGACAGCAGGCUGCCGCUCUGAUUGGAGUAGCCAAAUCAAAAGCCUCAUGGGGAUUGGCAGCUGCGGCUGGAAGUCUGCUUCCUGUUUCCAGCCUUGAGGGAUUUUUGAGGGACCAUCCUGAGUCACACACACACACACACAUUCACACACACAAACUCCCAGACAGCCACAGUUUUGGCAGGAUAACAGCUUCCUGAUCGCCACCCUGUGAAUCACACAACCCACAACACACAUCUGUCCUGCAAUACACACACCAAGCCAGGUGCUCACCUGCCGCACUGCGUGGACACCCACCCGGCCCACCUGCUAGCAAUGACAUCACACAGUCACCAAGAGGGGAUCCUGGGAAAGGAGCAGCCGCUGGAGGUUCUGAAGACAUCGGCGCUCAACCACAUCCCAACAGAAAGGAGGAAGGAGCAGAGAUGUAGCUGUGUGGAGGGAGGAGAGAGUACAGAAAUUAAAGGGGCACAGAUGGAGAUGAGAGCAGCAGUGAGCAGGUUGCUGUUGAAUGAACACUUGAGCAGAGUGGACAUCAACUCGGCACUGCCCCUGCGUCUCCCUCCAGCCGCCAUCCCCAUGGACCUGCGCGUGGACCAUCACCAGCAGCAACAGCAGCAGCAGCAGCAGGUGUCCUCGCUCUCCCCGCCCGGUCAGCAGUCGUCUGGCCCGGGGUCGCUGGGGGGAACGCCCUCGGUGCGCGAGCAGCAGCUGCAGCAGGAGCUGCUGACCCUGAAGCAGAAGCAGCAGAUCCAGCGGCAGAUCCUCAUCGCCGAGUUCCAGCGGCAGCACGAGCAGCUGUCCCGCCAGCACGAGGCCCAGCUCCAGGAACACAUCAAGCAGCAACAAGAGCUUCUGGCAUUGAAGCACCAGCAGGAGCUGCUGGAGCACCAGAGGAAGAUGGAGAACCACCGUCUGGAGCAGGAGCUGGAGAAACAGCAGAGGGAGCAGAAACUGCAGCUGCUGAAGAACAAGGAGAGGGGACAAGAGAGUGCCGUGGCCAGUACUGAGGUGAAGAUGCGGCUCCAGGAGUUUGUCCUGAACAAGAAGAAGGCCCUGGCCCAGCGGAGCCUUAACCAAGGAGGUCUCCCCAAUGAUGCUCCGUACUGGUACCGCAAAACCCAGCACAGCUCUCUGGACCAGAGCUCGCCUCCACAGACUGGUGUGUCCACCUACAACCACCCUGUGCUGGGUGUCUACAACCCCCGGGAUGACUUCCCACUGCGAAAGACUGCCUCGGAGCCCAACCUGAAGCUGCGCUCCAGGCUGAAGCAGAAGGUAAGCGAGCGGAGGAGCAGUCCGCUGCUGCGUCGUCGAGACAGCCCCAUCACCUCCGCCAAAAAACGCUCGCUCGACAUGGCAGACUCUGCGUGUAGCAGCGCCCCCGGCUCAGGCCCAAGCUCCCCAAAUAACAGCUCCAACAACAUCCCCAAUGAGAACGGCAUCACUGUGUCAGUCUCCAACAACACAGAGGCGUGUCUCGCCCAGAGGUUGUGCAGCGGUGCUGAUCGGGGCUCCGUUAACCAGCUGUCCCUCUACACUUCGCCAUCCUUACCCAAUAUCACCCUGGGGCUGCCUGCCACUGCCACGGCUACUGCUGCUUCCAAUGUGACGUCGGCCCAGCAGGAUGGAGGUCUGCAGCCGGCCCUCUCCCUCAGCCCUCCCUUCCUCUCCGGUGGCCACUUGACCCCCUACCUGGCUGAUGCAGGAGCGGGAACUGGCGGGCACAGCGCGCACAGUCCACUACUUCAGCAUAUGGUGCUCAUGGAGCAGAGCCCAGCACAGAGCCCCCUGGUGACAGGUGUAAGCGGCCUGUCUAUGUCGUCAGCAGCGUCCAUGGCUAAGCUGCAGCGGCAGCACCGGCCCCUGGGUCGCACCCAGUCGGCCCCUCUGCCCCAAGGGAGCGCAGCGCAGGCUCAUGCCCAGGCCUUGGCCCUGCAGCAGCUGGUGGUCCAGCAGCAGCACCAGCAGUUCCUGGAGAAGCACAAGCAGCAGUUCCAGCAGCAGCAGCUCCACCUCAACAAGAUGAUGGCCAAGCCCAGCGAGUCCCCCGUGGGCCGUCAGCACCAGAGCCACCCAGAAGAGACGGAGGAGGAGCUGAGGGAGCACCAGGAUGGAGGCGCUCUGCCGCCGGGGGUCACCAUCAAGCAGGAGCCCCCCGACCCGCAGGAGCUGCAGGAGGAGGCACUGCAGCAGCACCGGGAGAGGGAGCGGGAGCGGCAGGUGGAGCAGGAGCUGCUCUUCAGACAGGUAGAGGAUGGGCAGGCCCUGUUGUUGGAGCAGCAGCGGAUUCAUCAGCUGAGAAACUAUCAGGCCUCCAUGGAGGCUGCCGGCCUGUCAAUCUCCUUCCCAGGACACCGCCCGCUGUCCAGGGCGCAGUCUUCUCCAGCUUCGGCGUCCUCCUUCCCAAUCAGCGUCCCAGCCCCCGAUCCUCCCGUCAAAACUCGCUUCACCACAGGCCUGGUGUACGACUCCCUAAUGCAGAAACACCAGUGUAUGUGUGGAAACACCAACAGCCACCCGGAGCAUGCAGGCCGGAUUCAGAGCAUUUGGUCUCGGCUGCAGGAGACCGGACUCAGAGCGCAGUGUGAGUGUAUCCGUGGGAGGAAGGCCACUCUGGAAGAGCUGCAGACAGUUCACUCUGAAGCCCACGUCCUGCUGUACGGAACCAACCCACUCCGACAGAAACUUGAUUGUUCAAUCACCCCCAUGUUCGUGCGACUACCUUGUGGAGGGGUGGGGGUGGACAGCGAUACAAUUUGGAAUGAGGUCCACUCCUCCAGUGCGGCUCGUCUUGCUGUUGGCUCUGUGGUGGAGCUUGUUUUCAAAGUGGCUACUGGAGAGCUGAAGAAUGGUUUCGCUGUGGUCCGCCCUCCUGGACACCACGCAGAGGAAAGCACUCCCAUGGGUUUCUGCUACUUCAACUCUGUGGCCAUCGCAGCCAAACUGCUGCAGCAGAGACUCAACGUUAACAAGAUCCUCAUCGUGGACUGGGACGUUCACCAUGGCAACGGCACGCAGCAGGCAUUCUACGAUGACCCCAACGUCCUUUACCUGUCUAUUCAUCGGUAUGACGACGGCAACUUCUUCCCUGGAAGCGGCGCACCUGACGAGGUGGGCAGUGGGCCCGGCGUCGGCUUCAACGUCAACGUUGCCUUCACGGGAGGCCUUGAUCCACCCAUGGGAGAUGUGGAGUACCUGGCUGCCUUCAGGUCAGUGGUGAUGCCCAUAGCCAAUGAGUUCGCUCCAGACAUCGUGCUGGUCUCCUCUGGCUUCGACGCUGUGGAGGGACACCCUCCACCACUGGGCGGCUACACUUUGACGUCCAAAUGUUUUGGCUACCUGACCAGGCAGCUGAUGACGCUCGCUGGAGGCCGGGUGGUCCUAGCUCUAGAGGGAGGUCACGACCUCACCGCAAUCUGCGAUGCCUCUGAGGCCUGCGUGGCUGCCCUGCUAGGCCAGGAGCUGGACCCACUGCCGAAGGCUGUACUUGAGCAGAGGCCCAACCCCAACGCUGUUCGCUCUCUGGAAAAAGUUUUAGAGACUCACAGUAAAUACUGGCGCUCGGUGCACCGCUACUCACCGCGGCUAGGACUUUCCCUGCUGGAGGCCAAGCGAGGCGACUCGGAGGAGGCUGAGGCCGUGAGCGCCAUGGCCUCUCUCUCUGUGGCCAACACCAACGCCAUGGAUCAAAGCAGGCCAGAGGAGGAGCCCAUGGAAGAGGAGGAACCACUGUAAUGGAGGGAAACAUGAGGGUGUCGCACUGUUACCAUUGACCUCUCCAGAGAACGCCUCUUUGAGCUGCGAAGAGUCUGGACUGAUCCCUUCAUUUAGUCCCCCUAACCCCACUCACCACGUCAGUCACCUUGAUUGGCGGCCCCUCGGCAAAACGAGGGAGAGGGGGUGGGCUCAGCCUCAAGAGUAGGGAGCCAAUCAGGAGACAGAGGA
This is a messenger RNA of Micropterus dolomieu (smallmouth bass), 4089 nucleotides long. Its product is annotated as histone deacetylase 4-like. The coding region runs from base 457 to 3879 and encodes 1140 amino acids. The record is from RefSeq and is a predicted model, not a curated record. The transcript is spliced from 29 exons. Gene Ontology annotation, cellular component: histone deacetylase complex. Gene Ontology annotation, molecular function: histone deacetylase activity. Lineage: Eukaryota; Metazoa; Chordata; Actinopteri; Centrarchiformes; Centrarchidae. Gene Ontology annotation, biological process: negative regulation of transcription by RNA polymerase II; chromatin organization.